Mizuhopecten yessoensis (Yesso scallop) is the source of this 2369-nucleotide messenger RNA. RefSeq names its product galectin-4-like. Gene Ontology annotation, molecular function: carbohydrate binding. Bases 103 to 1755 code for a protein of 550 amino acids. Lineage: Eukaryota; Metazoa; Mollusca; Bivalvia; Pectinida; Pectinidae. The transcript has 12 exons. The record is from RefSeq and is a predicted model, not a curated record.
CUCCUGUACGCUGUGGAGCACGUCAUUAAACUACACUUUGCUCACCACAAGGUUUGUCGGAAGCCUCUAGAUCAACACGUUCCCGUUCAACUCCCCGGCGACAUGUUAAUUAAACUACCCGUACACGACCUAGGAGGAGAUGUGUUAGCCAUUCCUAAUGGCCUCCAGCCAGGCAAAGUGGUCACAGUCAUCGGCAAGUGUACAGGGGAUAAAUGGUUUACGAUAAACUUUCAGAACCAGGACGGCGGUAACAUAGCACUUCACUUUAACCCUCGUCCAGACAAUGGCGUUGUGGUCAGGAACUCGUUCAGCGAUGGUGCUUGGGCAAACGAAGAACGGGAUCAACCAAGCUAUCCGUUCACUAGCAACGUCGAUUUUACCGUCACAUUCGUUGUGACGAACGAAUGCUUUAAAAUACUCGUGAACGGAGACAAAUUUUGUAAUUUCAAUCACCGCCUAUCUCAUGGUGAAGGUAGUCAUUUAAAGUUAGGCGGGGCGGAUUUCCACGAGGUCCAUGUUUUAGAUAGAUAUACCAAUGGACAUAACACACCACUCCACGGCGGACUGAAGGACGGAAAAGCCAUAAGAGUUCUCGGCGCAUGCCAAGACGACUCCGGAUUUAGUCUCAACUUCAUGAGUGGAAGUGAUUUCGCCUUCCAUUUCAACCCCCGUCCUGCAGAGGGAACUGUCGUGAGAAAUAGCAUGUUGGGCGGGGGAUGGGGUGAGGAAGAAAGAGAAUGCGACGGUUUCCCCUUUGAAACUGGUGCCAUUUUUGACGCCAUGUUUCUCUGCAGCGGUGACGAAUUUACGGUUUUCGUGAACAACAAAGAGUACCUGACCUUUGCUCACAGGUGUGACUGUUCUACAGUCACUGAUUUCCAGGUGCAUGGGAAGAUUGACGUCAAGAUGGUCCAAUGUCUCACAACAAUGGAUGAUGGGUAUGUAAAACCGUUACCAUUCGAACUUGGCCACAAAGAACAGCUAGUCUUCCGAGGCUUCAUGAAGAAAGGUGGAAACAGGUUUGCAGUUAACUUUUUCGAAGGCUCUGACACCGACUCUGACAUUGCUUUUCACCUGAACCCCCGAGUCGACCAAGAUGAGGUCGUAAUGAACACGAGAACAGGGGGCGGAUGGGGAACUGAAGAGAGGAUUCCUUUACCCUCGGUGUUCGGAACCAAUGAUGUGUUUGAACUUAAAAUCAUCUCAAAGAAGAAAAAGUUCAAGGUUGUUCUGGAUGGAGAGACGUUGUGUAAAUAUCGAUGCCGAGGUGAAAUGAAUGAAGUAAAGGGCAUCGGCAUAUCGAAUGGUGACAGUGUGCUCUACAUGGUGGAUGGACGACGCAGAUUGGGGAGCCGGGAGCACGUCGUCCUUUCUGAUCCUCUCGUAGAGGAUAGCUGGGUUGUGGUUCGAGGGAAAAUAAAGAAAAACGGCAACGGAAUCGCCGUGAAUUUCCUGGUAGGAGAUGCCGCCGAUGGAGACAUCGCCUUCCACUUCAACCCCCGUAUUAGCGAGGGCUGUACUGUGCGCAAUGCAUGCAUAGGUGGGGGCUGGCAAGACGAGGAGAGAGACCAGCCUGAUUUCCCAUUUAAACAGAGACAGGAGUUUGAAAUCACAUUUCAGAUAAAGCAAGACAAAUUUUCGACUUUUGUCAACGGAGAACCAUACAUAGAUUUCAACCAUCGUGUCGGUUUGGACCAGAUUGGAGCAGUACAACUGACGGGAGACGGCAAUUUCUUUGCACCUGAGGUUUUGUAGAACUACGGUGGUCAUAUGAACGUUGAUGUAGAUUACUCCAACUGCUUGUGCUAACAAAUGUGCAUUUCACCUCGCUUCUAUUGUAUACAGUCAGCGAUAGCAAUCACAAAAAACAGUCAAGUGUGUUAGUUUUUUUAUUUUCUUUUAUAUAUGCUCUUUUUUUAUGAAAACAGUUUUCUUAAUUACCAUAAUUUGUUCAGUCUGAGUUCUCGUUCUAAAUAAUGUAAAAAUGUAAAAAAAAAAUGAGUCCUACAUUUGUGGUGGAGUCGGGUAGAUCGGGUCUCGAACAUUCGGAAAUUCACUUACUGAAUACUAAGUUUAAUCGGAAAACAAUUCACUUUUUAUAUGUGACUGUAUGGACUUGGUAAAGCUGUUUUACUAUACAAAAUAUUUUUAUCAAAUAACGUGUUCUAAUGCUUCUGUACGAGUCACUAGGAAAUACCCAGUAUCCCGGCUAAAGGAAGACAUUCUAUUAUAAUCUUGUCGUUCCAAGUAUGACAUCACAUCAGGUCGGAUAUUACACCAGUAUUUCAGUUACAGGAAGUAUUCAUAUGGUGAUUGAGCCAUGUAAAGGUGUCUAUAUUUUUUAUUAAUAAAAUAUUAAUAUCCUUAAA